AUGCAAGACAUUGAUUUUCAACCAAAUGAAAAAGAACAAAAAGAAGUAAAAGAAGAAGAAGAAUAUAAACCAAAGAAUAUACUUUUAACAGGUGGAGCUGGAUUCAUAGGAUCACAUUUAACAAUACAUUUAUGUAAAAAGUAUAUUCAAUCAAAUGCUAGGAUUAUAGUAUUAGAUAAAUUAGAUUAUUGUUCAAGUUUAAAGAAUCUAUCUGAAAUUGAACAUUACACCAACUAUCGAUUCUAUAAAGGAAGUAUAUUGGAAAAGAAAUUGGUUAAACAAAUCUUGACCGAUGAAUCAAUCGAUACAGUGAUUCAUCUGGCAGCCUAUUCUCAUGUAGAUGCAUCAUUUAAAGAUUCUCUAAAGUUUACAAAAAACAAUAUAAUGGGAACUCAUGUACUACUUGAUGAGUGUCGCAAGUAUGGUGGUAUUCAACGAUUUAUCAAUGUCAGUACCGACGAGGUCUAUGGUAGUCAACCAGAACAAACCGACAUUGACGAACAAUGCAACUAUCGACCAACCAACCCUUACUCUGCCAGUAAAGCUUCGGCUGAAUUACUAGUCCUAUCAUUUCAUCAAAGUUUUUCUUUUCCCAUCAUCAUUACUCGUUGUAAUAAUGUCUAUGGUCCAAAUCAAUUCCCAGAGAAAUUAAUUCCAAAAUUUAUAAAUCAAUUAUUAAAUCAAAAUCCUUGUACAAUUCAUGGUAAAGGAGAUAAUUUAAGAAGUUUUUUAUUUAUAGAUGAUGUAAUAAAGGCAUUUGAUAUUAUAUUACAUAGAGCAAAGAUUGGAGAAAAUUUAUAA
Cavenderia fasciculata is the source of this 801-nucleotide messenger RNA. It is a transcript of the gene tgds, whose product is annotated as putative dTDP-D-glucose 4,6-dehydratase. Gene Ontology annotation, molecular function: dTDP-glucose 4,6-dehydratase activity; oxidoreductase activity. The transcript is spliced from 4 exons. Bases 1 to 801 code for a protein of 266 amino acids. The record is from RefSeq and is a predicted model, not a curated record. NCBI's taxonomy places the organism in Eukaryota, Evosea, Eumycetozoa, Acytosteliales, Cavenderiaceae.